UGCUCUAGCGAUUUGACAGUGCUUUGAUGGAAAGGGUUUGCAGGGAGCCUGCCAGCAGUCAGCGGCGCACCAAAGGAACGAUGGGCGCGUGAGGGCUCCAACGGGCCGAGGCAACAAGACAAACACUUUGACGCAAAAGUUGCUCCAGAAGCUCUGUGGGAAUAGAGGGAAGCAAAGGGACCCAUCAGCAGCUGCCAUGAGGUUGGCAGGGGCCCGGAGCCGGAGGGCCGCGGAGCCGGAGGAACCGGAGCCGGAGGAGGUCACCGAGGCCGCACGCCACGAGCACGCGGAACGCCACGAGCACGAGCACGCGGAACGCCACGAGCACACGGAACGCCACGAGCAUGAGCACGAGCACGCGGAGCAUCACCCCGGCCACGACUACAAGCACAUGAAGGAGAAGUUUGCGAAUGAGCUCGGCCACCUGCCAAUUCCCGGGUGGGCAAUAGCAGCCAUCGUGGUGGUCGUCCUGGUUUUGGUGGCGUGCUGCGUCUUCUGUCUUUUCAAGAAGUGCUUCGCGAAAAAGAAGAAGCCAAAGAAAGUGAGGGAGAGGAAGACUGGCCGCCGCAAAAAGGAAAAGGAAGGCGAAGGGGAGGGUGGAGAGAAGGAGGGAGAUGUGAAGAAGCCCGGAGACGAAGAGGAGAAAGAACAGGAAAAGUUGGGAAGACUGGAGUUCUCACUGGACUACAACUUCACGGAUGCCCAGCUUAUAGUGGGCAUCCUGCAGGCUCAGGACCUCGCUGCUAUGGACAUGGGGGGGACCUCGGACCCUUACGUCAAAGUCUAUUUGCUGCCGGACAAAAAGAAGAAGUACGAGACCAAAGUUCAACGCAAGAACUUAUGUCCCGUCUUCAACGAGACCUUCAUCUUUAAGAUCCCGUAUGCAGAGUUGGGCGGAAAGACUUUGAUGCUGGAAGUUUUUGACUUUGACCGCUUCUCCAAGCACGACAUGAUCGGCGAGAUCAAGAUUCCCAUGAACAGCGUUGAUUUGGGUCAGCCGCUGCAACAAUGGAGGGACGUGGAGAGCGGUGAAAAGGAGGAGCAAGAGAAACUGGGGGAUAUCUGCAUUUCUUUAAGAUAUGUGCCCACUGCUGGAAAGCUGACAGUCAACAUCAUGGAGGCGAAGAACCUGAAGAAAAUGGAUGUCGGUGGUUUAUCGGAUCCGUAUGUGAAGAUUAUUCUGCAGCAAAAUGGCAAACGGAUCAAGAAGAAAAAGACGACGGUGAAGAAAAACACGCUGAAUCCUUACUUCAACGAGAGUUUCAGCUUCGAAGUCCCCUUUGAGCAAAUACAGAAAGUGCAGGUCGUCAUCACAGUGUUGGACUAUGACAAACUCGGGAGCAACGACCCCAUUGGAAAGACCUUCAUGGGUUACGGAGCUACGGGAGUCGGCCUGCGCCACUGGUCAGAGAUGUUAUCCAAUCCCAGACGUCCAGUCGCCCAGUGGCACACGCUGCUGCCGGAAGAAGAAGUCGAGGCGGCGCUCAAAGCAAAACCUCGUUAGAGGCACACGAUGUCAGUCACAAUGUUUUACUCAUCCUAAUACUCCCGAUGUGUUCUCAAGCUGCGUGGCCUGUUUUUCCAUUUUGUUUCUUUUAAGGUACUUUAAUGUGCGUGCGAGUGCGCGUGAUGUACAGACAAAAUGUUGUUACUCAGCUCCCAUUAUGUGACUGAACCAAUAUUACAAUAUUGUAUUUUUUUCUGUCUGUAAAACACACAUAUGUGAAUGUGCAUGUUUUGUGUAUGCUCAUGCAUGAGCCUAUUAAAUCUUUAUUAAAUCUAAUAAUCUUUGUUCUAAAGUUA
This is a messenger RNA of Gasterosteus aculeatus aculeatus (three-spined stickleback), 1803 nucleotides long. RefSeq names its product synaptotagmin Vb (gene syt5b). Gene Ontology annotation, molecular function: clathrin binding; SNARE binding; calcium-dependent phospholipid binding. NCBI's taxonomy places the organism in Eukaryota, Metazoa, Chordata, Actinopteri, Perciformes, Gasterosteidae. The record is from RefSeq and is a predicted model, not a curated record. Gene Ontology annotation, cellular component: plasma membrane; axon; synaptic vesicle membrane. Gene Ontology annotation, biological process: calcium ion-regulated exocytosis of neurotransmitter; synaptic vesicle endocytosis.